GGUGGUGGUAGCUGUGGAGGUGGCUGUGCUUUUCCUGCUGGCUGCUCCUUCUGCCUUCUGCUGGGGGGGGGGCGAGUCCUGUGGCUUAAUUAAUUUCGUGUAGUUCUGUGAAGAGAAGAGAGGAGAGAGAGAGAGAGGAAAAAAAUGAGAUGAGUGAGAGGCGAGAGCUGGAGGCUUAGGACGGAUGCUCCGAGUGUGGGGACAAGAGUAGGGACAGAGAAGGGGGGCGGAGGGCUGAAGGCCAGGAGAGACCUUAGCCCGAGCCAGAGGGAGCGAGCGAGGGGUCAGAGGAGGGAGCGCUCGGAGCGAGCGGCCCCGACCUGAGCGGGUUGACCUCUUUCUUUCUCUGUCCCUCUGCUUCCUUUCCCCUCCUCUGUCUGACUGUCCCCCGCCCGAUGGCAAAGCCGUGCGGAUUGGCACCCCCCUCUUCCUCAGGUUCCUGAUGUGAGAGGGUAGCCCCUGACCAUGGAGGUGCUUCAGUGUGAUGGCUGUGACUUCCGGGCCCCGUCUUAUGAGGAUCUCAAGGCACACAUCCAGGAUGUCCAUACUGCGUUCUUGCAGCCCACGGAUGUUGGAGAGGACAAUGACGACGAGCCACCGUCUGGGUCCAUGAAUGCUGGCAACCAGACAGAGGUGGAGUUUUCUUCUAUAAAGGAUGAGUUUGUGAUUGCGGAAGAUUUAUCAGGUCAAAGUGCAGCUGCAUUGGGGAGCGGAAGUUACUAUGGCCACAGUCCAGGAUAUUACGGUCAGCAUAUUGCCCCUAAUCCCAAACCAACCAACAAAUUUUUUCAGUGCAAGUUCUGCGUACGCUACUUCAGGUCAAAAAAUCUCCUCAUAGAACAUACUAGAAAGGUCCAUGGAGCUCAAGCUGAAGGGAGUCCACCAGGACCUCCUGUGCCAGGAUCCUUAAAUUAUAAUAUCAUGAUGCACGAGGGAUUUGGAAAGGUCUUCUCUUGCCAGUUCUGUACGUACAAGUCGCCUCGGAGGGCGAGGAUCAUCAAGCAUCAGAAGAUGUACCACAAAAACAGUUUGAACAGUUUGAAGGAGACCGCGGCGCCACCACCUGCCCCUGCCCCACUGCCAGACCCCGUAGUCCCUCCCGUGUCCUUGCAGGACCCCUGCAAGGAACUCCCAGCGGAGGUUGUAGAGCGCAGCAUCUUAGAAUCCAUGGUUAAGCCUUUGACCAAGUCUCGCGGCAACUUCUGUUGUGAGUGGUGCAGCUACCAGACCCCCCGCCGAGAGCGCUGGUGCGACCACAUGAUGAAGAAACACCGCAGUAUGGUCAAGAUCCUUUCUAACGUCAGGGGCCAGCAAGAAGGGACGAAUGCGCCGGAAGUGCAGAAUAAUAAUGAACCCAGCCCCACGUCCACCUCCCCCUACCUGUCCAUGAAUGCCGCAAGCCGGGAGAUGCCCAACACUAAUGUCUCCAAUUUCAGGGGCUCCGUCGGCAACUCCAUCAUGAGACCCAAUUCUUCUUCAGCUUCCAAGUUUUCUUCUAUGUCUUACCCUCAGAUGAAGCCGAAGUCACCUCAUAAUUCUGGCCUUGUGAACUUGACAGACAGGUCCCGGUAUGGAACGUCUGACCUGACUAAUUCAUCGGCUGACCUGGACACGAACAGCGUUCUGAAUGACUCCAGCUCUGACGAGGAGUUCAAUGAGGUAGACAGCGAGAACGGCCUAAGCGUUAUGGAUCAUCCGGCGUCAGGCCUGACUGCAGAGCAGCUGAUGGGCUCUGACGGCAACAAACUGUUAGAGACCAAGGGGAUUCCGUUCAGAAGGUUCAUGAAUCGGUUCCAGUGUCCCUUUUGUCCUUUCCUCACCAUGCAUCGGCGCAGCAUUUCCCGCCACAUAGAAAACAUCCACUUGUCUGGAAAGACCGCCGUCUACAAAUGUGAUGAGUGUCCAUUUACUUGCAAGAGCUCUUUGAAACUGGGGGCUCACAAACAGUGUCACACGGGUACGUCCGAUUGGGACGCCGUGAAUUCGCAGAGCGAGAGCCUCUCUUCCUCUCUGAACGAAGGUAUGGUCUCUUACGAGAGCGCUAGCAUCAACGGUAGGAAGUCAGGAGUCAUGCUGGAUCCCUUGCAGCAGCAGCAGCCACCACAGCCACCGCCGCCACCGCCGCCGCCACCGCCACCACCACCACCAUCCCAGCCGCCGCCGCCGCAGCUGCAGCCACCACACCAGGUGCCACCCCAGUCACAGCCACCACCGACGCAGCAGCCACAGCCACCCACACAGGUCCCACCGUUGCACCCUUAUAAGUGCACCAUGUGUAGUUACUCCACCAUGACUCUAAAAGGGCUAAGAGUCCAUCAGCAACACAAGCACUCCUUCUGUGACAACUUGCCAAAAUUCGAGGGGCAGCCUUCAAGCCUACCACUGGAAAACGAGACAGAGAGCCACCCCUCUUCCAGCAACACUGUGAAGAAAAGUCAGACCUCAAUUCUUGGGUUGUCCUCCAAGAAUAACUUUGUAGCUAAGGCCUCUAGGAAGCUGGCGAAUGACUUUCCUCUUGAUUUGUCGCCCGUGAAGAAGCGGACGAGGAUUGACGAGAUAGCGAGCAACCUGCAGAGCAAAAUCAACCAAACCAAACUGCAGGAGGACGCAAUCAUCAAUGUCGAGGACGAUGAGGAGGAAGAGGAUGACAAUGAAGUAGAGAUAGAGGUUGAGCUAGACAGGGAAGAGGAGCCAGCAGAACCCAUCCUGGAGGUUCCUGCUUCCUUUGCAGCCCAACAGAUUUGGGCCAGAGACACCAGUGAGUCCCAGAAGGAGCCCAGCUACAGAAGUAUCACCCAUGAUUAUAAUGCCACCAAUGGGGCCGAGAUUGAACUCACGCUUUCUGAAGAUGAAGAGGACUAUUACGGCUCUUCAACAAGCUUGAAAGAUCACCAAGUGUCCAACGCAGCCCUGCUGAACACUCAACCCCCUAUCUAUGGGACGGAACACAACAGUGAAAAUACAGAUUUCGGUGACUCUGGAAGGCUUUACUAUUGUAAACACUGUGACUUUAAUAACAAAUCUGCCCGGAGUGUUAGCACACACUACCAGCGAAUGCACCCCUACAUUAAGUUUAGCUUUAGGUAUAUCUUGGAUCCCAAUGACCACAGCGCAGUGUACAGGUGCCUGGAAUGCUACAUUGACUACACCAACUUUGAAGACCUCCAGCAGCAUUAUGGUGAGCAUCACCCAGAGGCCAUGAAUGUACUCAAUUUUGACCAUUCGGACCUGAUCUACCGAUGUCGCUUUUGUUCUUACACAAGCCCAAAUGUCAGGAGCCUGAUGCCACAUUACCAAAGAAUGCAUCCCACAGUCAAAAUCAACAACGCCAUGAUCUUUUCAAGCUAUGUCGUCGAGCAGCAGGAAGGGCUGAAUGCUGAGUCCCAGACCCUGCGGGAGAUUCUGAAUUCGGCUCCCAAGAGCAUGGCGACAUCCACUCCCGUGGCUCGUGGUGGUGGUGGUAUGCCCGCUGCAUUUAACAAAAACACUCCUCCCAAGACUUUUACUCCAGAAUGUGAAAACCAGAAGGACCCUUCAGUCAACACGGUGGUCGUUUACGAUUGCGAUGUUUGCUCGUUUGCAAGCCCCAACAUGCACUCUGUCUUGGUUCACUAUCAGAAGAAACACCCUGAAGAAAAGGCCUCGUACUUUAGGAUCCAGAAAACCAUGCGCAUGGUGUCUGUGGACAGAGGCUCUGCCCUUUCCCAAUUAUCAUUUGAGGUGGGUGCUCCAUUGUCUCCCAAAAUGUCCAACAUGGGUUCCCCACCCCCCCCACAGCCCCCACCACCAGACCUCAGCAUUGAGCUUUACUACUGCAAACACUGCUCCUACAGCAACCGAUCGGUUGUGGGGGUGCUUGUCCACUACCAGAAAAGACACCCAGAAAUCAAGGUCACUGCCAAAUAUAUCAGACAGGCCCCCCCCACAGCAGCAAUGCUGAGAGGGACCGAAGGGCUCCAAGAUUCCCCUCGGCCUCCUGUCCCCAUGCAGCUCAACCGGAGCAGCUCUGAGGGAGAAUGCCCUCCCGUGGAGACGGAGAUGUUCUUUUGCCAGCACUGUGAUUAUGGGAACCGGACGGUCAAAGGUGUCCUCAUUCAUUAUCAGAAGAAGCACCGGGACUUCAAGGCCAAUGCAGAUGUCAUCCGGCAGCACACGGCCACCAUCAGAAGCCUCUGUGACCGAAACCAGAAGACUGCCAGUUGUGUGCUUCUCCCGGCUUCUGGUAUGGAGCGGGACAAGACAAAACUUAGAGCGCUUAAAUGCAGGCAGUGCUCGUAUACCUCCCCCUAUUUCUAUGCCCUGAGGAAGCAUAUCAAGAAAGACCACCCUGCCCUGAAGGCCACCGUCACGUCCAUCAUGCGAUGGGCGUUCCUGGAUGGCUUGAUAGAAGCUGGCUACCACUGUGAGUGGUGCAUCUACUCCCACAUGGAGCCCAGUGGCUUGCUCCUGCAUUAUCAAAGGAGGCACCCGGAGCACUAUGUAGAUUACACCUACAUGGCUACCAAACUCUGGGCUGGGCCAGACCCAUCCUCUCCCACACUCACCAUGCCAGCUGAAGCCAAAACUUACAGGUGUAGGGACUGUGUUUUUGAAGCUGUCUCCAUCUGGGACAUCACCAAUCAUUACCAAGCCUUCCACCCCUGGGCCAUGAACGGUGACGAGUCCGUGCUGCUGGAUAUCAUCAAGGAGAAAGAUGGCGUGGACAAGGCCAUCCUUGCACCCGAGGAGUUAAUAGGCCCCGUGAAUUGUGAAAACAGCCUGCCCACCCCCCUCCCUGAGCAGGAAGCCGAGUGCCCAGAGGAUGUAAGACUUUCCCCAGAGAAAAGCAUUCAUCUGGCUUCAGCGAACCCCGCCAUCUCUUCCACCCCGUACCAGUGCACUGUGUGCCAGUCUGAGUACAACAACCUGCACGGCCUCCUCACCCACUAUGGGAAGAAGCAUCCAGGCAUGAAAGUGAAGGCUGCUGAUUUCGCACAGGAUAUCGACAUCAACCCAGGGGCGGUCUACAAAUGCAGGCAUUGUCCAUACAUCAACACUCGCAUCCACGGCGUCCUAACCCACUACCAGAAGCGACACCCAGCCAUCAAGGUGACCGCCGAGGACUUUGUGCACGAUGUGGAGCAGUCUGCCGACAUAACCCAGAAUGACGUGGAGGAGACGAGCAGGAUUUUCAAACAAGGGUACGGUGCCUACCGGUGUAAGCUGUGUCCAUACACACACGGCACGCUGGAGAAGCUCAAAAUCCACUAUGAGAAGUACCACAACCAGCCUGAGUUUGACGUCUUUUCCCCAUCUCCCCCAAAGCUGCCUGUCUCCCUGGAGCCUGAGAUAACCACUGAAGUGAGCCCCUCCCAGGUCUCAGUGACGGAGGAGGAGGUGGGAGAGGAUCCCAUGUCUACUUCUCACUUCUCUACCUCGCAUCUGGUCUCCCACACUGUGUUCCGGUGCCAACUCUGCAAGUACUUCUGUUCCACAAGGAAGGGCAUUGCCAGGCACUACCGGAUCAAGCACAAUAAUGUCCGUGCCCAGCCCGAGGGCAAGAACAAUCUCUUCAAGUGUGCCCUGUGUGCCUACACCAAUCCCAUCCGCAAGGGACUGGCAGCCCACUACCAGAAGCGCCACGACAUUGAUGCGUAUUACACCCACUGCCUUGCGGCCUCCAGGACCAUCAGCGACAAACCCAACAAGGUGAUCAUCCCAUCCCCACCCAAAGACGACUCCCCUCAGCUGAGCGAGGAGCUGCGGCGGGCCGUGGAGAAGAAAAAGUGCUCCUUAUGCUCCUUCCAGUCUUUUAGCAAGAAAGGCAUCGUGUCCCAUUAUAUGAAGCGCCACCCAGGGGUGUUCCCAAAGAAGCAACACGCCAGCAAGCUGGGGGGCUACUUCACGGCUGUCUAUGCAGACGAACACGAGAAACCCCCACUGAUGGAAGAAGAAGAGAGAGGCGGCUUGGAGAGAACCGAGAUGGAGGGCGAAGCUCAGGACGUCGAGUGGCUCCCGUUCCGCUGCAUCAAAUGCUUCAAGCUGUCCUUCAGCACGGCCGAGUUGCUGUGCAUGCAUUACACAGACCACCACAGCCGGGACCUCAAGAGGGACUUCGUCAUCCUCGGCAGCGGUCCCCGCUUCCAGAACUCCACCUUCCAGUGUAAGCACUGCGAUAGCAAAUUGCAAAGCACAGCCGAGCUGACCUCACACUUGAACGUUCACAAUGAGGAAUUCCAGAAGCGUGCCAAACGUCAGGAGAGGAGGAAACAGCUUUUGAGCAAGCAGAAAUAUGCAGAUGGUGCUUUUGCAGAUUUCAAACAAGAGAGGCCUUUCGGUCACUUAGAAGAGGUGCCAAAGAUCAAGGAGAGGAAAGUGGUGGGCUACAAGUGUAAAUUCUGCGUGGAAGUGCACCCAACGCUUCGAGCCAUCUGCAACCACCUCCGGAAGCAUGUCCAGUAUGGCAAUGUCCCAUCUGUGUCGGCUGCCGUGAAGCAGGAGGCUGAGGACCCUUCCCACUUAUUCCUGGAUGGAGUGGAAGCAGCCAGAGACGACAGUGGCACCCUGGUGGGCCGGGUGGAUGGUGGACACUGCUUGCUUGAUGGAAUGUUGGAGGAUGAAACCCGCCCGGGGGGAUACCAUUGCAGUCAAUGUGACCGAGUCCUGAUGUCCAUGCAGGGGCUGCGUUCUCAUGAGAGGAGCCACCUGGCCCUGGCCAUGUUCACCCGCGAGGACAAGUACAGCUGCCAGUAUUGCUCCUUUGUUUCUGCUUUCCGACACAACUUGGAUCGCCACAUGCAGACCCAUCACGGACACCACAAACCAUUCCGCUGCAAGCUCUGCUCGUUCAAGUCCUCCUACAACAGUCGGCUAAAGACACACAUCCUCAAAGCCCAUGCUGGUGAACACGCCUACAAGUGUUCUUGGUGCUCCUUUUCCACCAUGACAAUCAGCCAGCUGAAGGAACACUCCCUCAAGGUUCACGGGAAAGCCCUGACCCUUCCCAGGCCACGGAUUGUCAGUCUCCUGUCCUCACACGCCCACCACUCCUCUCAAAAGGCGACCCCCACCGAGGAAGUGGAAGACUCCAAUGACUCCUCUUACUCGGAGCCCCCCGAUGUUCAGCAACAGUUGAAUCACUACCAGUCGGCUGCCCUGGCAAGAAACAAUAGCCGUGUUAGCCCCGUGCCUUCUUCUGGGACUGCCACUGGCACGGAGCAGAAGGCAGAAGCCGUUCUUCACUGCGAAUUCUGUGAAUUCUCCUCGGGCUACAUCCAGAGCAUCAGGCGCCAUUACCGGGACAAACACGGAGGGAAGAAGCUAUUCAAGUGCAAAGACUGCUCCUUUUAUACAGGCUUUAAAUCUGCUUUUACUAUGCACGUGGAAGCUGGGCAUUCUGCGGUCCCAGAGGAAGGCCCCAAAGAUCUCCGCUGCCCUCUCUGCCUCUAUCACACCAAAUACAAACGCAACAUGAUCGACCACAUCGUGCUGCACCGAGAAGAGCGCGUUGUCCCCAUUGAAGUGUGCCGUUCCAAACUGUCAAAAUACUUGCAGGGAGUUGUUUUCCGCUGUGAUAAAUGUACCUUCACCUGCUCCAGUGACGAGAGCCUGCAGCAACACAUAGAAAAGCACAAUGAACUGAAACCUUACAAAUGCCAGCUCUGCUACUAUGAGACCAAGCACACGGAAGAACUGGACAGUCACCUCCGGGAUGAGCAUAAGGUCAGCCGGAACUUCGAGCUGGUUGGACGGGUUAACUUGGAUCAGCUGGAACAGAUGAAGGAGAAGAUGGAGAGUUCCAGCAGCGACGACGAGGACAAGGAUGACGAAAUGAGCAGCAAGGCUGAAGACAGAGAGCUGAUGAGAUUUUCUGACCGCGGGACUGGUGUGAACACGGAGAAGCGAUUUCCAUGUGAAUUCUGUGGACGGGCGUUCUCUCAGGGCUCUGAAUGGGAACGACAUGUGUUGAGACACGGCCUGGCAUUGCACGACACCAACCAAGUGAGCAGAGACGAAGUCCAUACAAAAGAGAUGGUAGACGAUAGUAUGCAGCUGCCCUCCAUAGAGGCGAAGGAAGACGACGAGCCAAUCGGGAUAGACUUUUCCCUAAAGAGUGAAACCGUAGCCAUCUGUGUAGUAGCUGCCGACAAAUCUCUCCUGGAGGAUGCAGAGGCCAAAAGCGAAUGAGAGUUUGGUGAAAUUCUUCUUAUCAAACCUUACUUGAACCGUGAUGAAAAUGUGGGCGGGCCGGCGUGGGCUGAGAAGGGAGGGGACAGAGAAGAGAGAACAAAGCUGCUCUUAGGACUAAACAAUCUAUUUUCAAAGCACUGGUAGCUGUGUGAGUGAGUAUGUAAAUUAAAGUUAUUUAAACGAUCGGAAUACGUGGCUCCUGUCCCGUCCCUACAUCCUUCUUCCCGGAUCUUCACCACGGAAGUUUUCGUCGGCUGCGGUUUGGGAAGUACCUUCCACGGACACGGCGGGCGCUCUCCGUGACCCUCUCGGACAGUGUGUGGCAAACCGAAGCUCGGGGACAGUAGAAGACUUCGAGGGGAACAACUUUGUGGGUGCACAACUUUCCGUGCGUUUUUCUAGUUUUAAUACCUUAAGCUUUUUUUUUUCAAGACCUAACUGCAGCCGCUUUGGGAGAAGAAAUAAUAAAUAAUAAUAAUAACAGAACAGAAAAAAAAAACUGCUCUGCAUACAAGAGUCACCUGUUUCCUAGUACCUCAGACUUAACCAAGGGAAGUCUCCGUGUUUUUCUGUACUACCUGUCGCCCUUGUGGGUUAACUGUAGGGAGAGCUGCUGGACAGGAUGGUGAACGGAGGGGAAAGAGAAAGACUUUUAAAGAAAGGAACACAAAUUGUGCUUAAAAUCCCCACGCGGGUUUUAUUUCUUAAAAUACUGUGAUUUUUUUAAUUAUUUUAGUAAAAAACAAAACAAACAAACAAAAAAAAAAAAGAGAGAAACAGACUUUAAUGGCUAGGUAGGUGUGUGUGAACUGUCACCCCGUACUCCAGGUAAGCCGUUUCUUAGUGUUCAGCUAUAAUUUAGAAUUUGGUAGGGUUCGUGUGAACUAAUUUUAAGGUGAUUGUGGGGUUUCGUUGGCCACAUGUUUAUUUCCUCUUGGUCUGAGUGUUACGAACACAGCACAAAUUCGGUUGUUCUUUUUCCAUGUGAGUUGUCCUUUGUGUGUCUGUGGUUGUUCUCAUUGGAGGUCGAUGGAGCGGUAGAGGAUUUUUGUGUGUGUGCGUGUGUGCAUAGGAAUUUUUUUUAUAAUUUUAAUACAAAGAGGUCAACGUCCCUUGUUGUUGUUGCUGUUUUGUUUUUCUUUUGUUUUUAAUUUAAAGAACCAACCUCCCGGCGCAGCUAUGCAGCGCGUGGGCCAGACAAAGAGGUCCUCUCGCCCUUUCGCUCCUUCUCGAACGAACACGUCAUCUGUCUCACACCAACAAUCUCUCUUCGACUGGGGCUGGCUUUCGUGUGUGAUUUGAACUCUGUUUUGUUUGCUUUCUGCAUUGCGAGGUUUUCUCGUUUCUUGGGGGAGCCAUCCUUUCACGAGCACGGGCAAGAGAUGGCAUAUCCUACAGGGAGCCUGAAGAAGGGCUUUUCUCUUUCCAUCUAGCUGGUCUGUUUCCCCACAUAAGCUUUUCUCUCUCUUUCCUUCUUUCUUUCUUUCUUUCUUUCUUUCUUUCUUUCUUUCUUUCUUUCUUUCCUUUCUUGUCAUUUGGCUAGGGCAUCUUAGACUAAACUCAAGUCUACAUUUAUAGUAUGUUCUAAUUGUGAACAAGGGGUUUCGUUCCAAAAAGUAUAGAAGAGCUUUCUUGAAGCUUAGGUUUUAGGGGUGUGUGUGUGUGUGUGUGUGUGUGUGUGUGUGUGUGUGCAUAAGUACACAUGUGUGAUGAAUGUGUGUCGGCGAAUGUAUGUCCUUUGGUUACUAUGUUCCUUCUUUUGUUUUUGUUGUUGGUUUUUUGUUUUUGUUUUUUUAACUUGGAAGGGUUGAUGGGUUGGGGGGCGGGCCAGAAGGGAUGAGGGACUACUGGGAUGACAGUGUCCCACAUAGCUUCAAAUAAAAUCCAUGGAAAGAUGUCGAACUUGUGAAGUAAGUACUUACUUGAAAAGCAUGUUUUUGUUUUUGUUUUGUUUUGUUUUAAUUUUUCGGCUUUUUUUUUUUGCUAUUAAAAAUUUUUAUUUGUAGGGUGUUAAUUUAAUGUUUUUUAGGGAUGGGGGGGCCAUCAUAUGGAAAGCAAAAAAGGGGGAAAGUGUGAAAUAUCUAGACAAAGAUUCUUUUGUGUCCUUACUUGUUUUUGAUUGGCCUCAUUUCCAAUGUACUAAACAGUUUCAUGCCUGGAUUGGAUGUUUGCGAUGAUUACCAAAAACAAACAAACAAAACAACGAAAGAAAAAAAGAGAAAAUAAUUGUGACAUGCUUUUAUCACUACUUUAUUUUUCAAAUAACAUGUAAAUAUUGUAAUCCAUUGGAUUUUGUUUUGCUAACCUGUUAAUAAAAAUAUGGGACCAUUAUCCUUUUAACAAGGCUAGAAUGUCAUUUUUUUUUCCCCUUUUCCAUACAUAUACCUGAUGUUUUGUGGCCACACAUUUUUGGAUGCAUUCUGUUUCUGUUGACUGUAAUGACAUGGAAUUUACAACAUUUUUUUGUUGUUUAAUUUAUACAGAGGACAUUUUUUUUCAGAGCUUGAGAGAAGAAAAUAAAUAGCAAAAUGAUAACCUAUUGACUCCAAUAAUCAGUGUUUCCUGAAACUUGAUGAAGGACAAGAGGGAUCCUGACUCCUUGAAGCCAAGGGUUUAAACACACAAAAAAUGAAAAAUAAAAAAAAAUAAAAAUAAAAACCACAAGUAGGUUAUUCAAGUUGUUUGCAACAUACAUUUUGUAAUGAAAUGUGA
This is a messenger RNA of Microtus ochrogaster (prairie vole), 10881 nucleotides long. RefSeq names its product zinc finger protein 462 (gene Znf462). The record is from RefSeq and is a predicted model, not a curated record. Lineage: Eukaryota; Metazoa; Chordata; Mammalia; Rodentia; Cricetidae. Gene Ontology annotation, cellular component: nucleus. Gene Ontology annotation, biological process: positive regulation of transcription by RNA polymerase II.